CGAUUAUAAAUGGAAUUUAGUGUUGCUGAAGUUGUGUGGUGGACGGAACAGUGAAUGCUUUGAGUUUUAAUUUACCUUUGAUCUGUUGAUAAACGAACAAGUGACAAUGAGUGAAGUUGAAGAAUGCCUGAAGAGGAUUUCCUCCCACAAAGGGGUCAUCGGCCUCAUGGUUGUCAAUAUGGAAGGGAUUCCAAUCAGAACAACGUUGGAUAAUUCCACCACAGUGCAAUAUGCGGGCCUACUUCAUCAACUGACGGCCAAAGCCCGCAGCACGGUCCGCGACAUCGACCCCCAGAAUGACCUGACCUUCCUGCGCAUCCGCAGCAAGAAGAAUGAAGUCAUGGUGGCCCCAGACAAGGAGUACCUUCUGAUUGUGAUCCAGAGCUCCACAGACUGAGCUGCGUUGGUCUUAUCCUCAUUUGUACAGCCGGAUAUUUAUCCCCUUUUGCUUGUACAUAACCAGCUCUCCCCUGUCACCUUUUCAGUACCAUGUGCACACAUUUCACCUAAAGAUCCUGUGCACAUGUGCCUUGCGUACAUGUAUUUUUUGUUCUUAGUGUUUCUGAAGGUGUGGUACUGAAAGGGUCACUAAUUGGCCAAGAGACAAUACAGGUGAACCCUUCUCCUAGCUUAGAACUCCCCAAAAUUUGUUUAUUUGAAAUCUGAGUUUUCUUUGCACAUUUUUGUUUUGCUUGCUGAAUUUGCAAGUUGACUUUGUUCCAAUCGGUUUUCUUUUUUUUUCUUAAGUUUUCAUUACAGUUUUUAUUUAUUUAAGAAGUUAUUAACGAUUUACCAAAUCCAUGGAAGGGCCACAC
This is a messenger RNA of Patiria miniata (bat star), 815 nucleotides long. RefSeq names its product dynein light chain roadblock-type 2. Bases 107 to 397 code for a protein of 96 amino acids. The record is from RefSeq and is a predicted model, not a curated record. The transcript is spliced from 4 exons. NCBI's taxonomy places the organism in Eukaryota, Metazoa, Echinodermata, Asteroidea, Valvatida, Asterinidae. Gene Ontology annotation, cellular component: cytoplasm; cytoplasmic dynein complex; centrosome. Gene Ontology annotation, molecular function: dynein intermediate chain binding. Gene Ontology annotation, biological process: microtubule-based movement.